GAGAUGAUGAGCACGUGGCGAUAAUCCGCUUCAGUAACAAACGGGGAAUUUUAGUUUGGGGUCAUUAGCGAUCUUUGAGGAGAUGGCGGAGGCAUCAGGGUGGCUCAGACAGUGAAAGUAAAGAGCCUUUGAGAACUGGAUGUGGAGACGGAACCUUAGGAGGCAGGGUUGGAAAUCGCGGAGGAAGGAAGAGAGCAGGGUACCCGUGGGCCCCUGUGAUUAGAAUCUGGGAGCCGCCGCGGUGGUGUCACUGGCGCUGGGAGAGUGUGCACACAGAGUGUAUUCUCAGACUUCAUGAAAGCCAGCAGAGAAACAAAACGCCUUUUUGUGGGUGGCCUUGGCCAGACCAUUUCUGAGGCAGACCUACAAAAUCAGUUCAGCAGAUUUGGAGAAGUUUCUGAUGUGGAGAUCAUCACACGGAAAGAUGACCAAGGAAACCCACAGAAAGUAUUUGCAUAUGUCAACAUCCGAAUAGCAGAAGGUGACCUGAAAAAAUGUAUGUCUGUUUUAAAUAAAACAAAAUGGAAAGGUGGAACACUACAAAUUCAACUAGCAAAAGAAAGCUUUUUGCAUAGAUUGGCCCAGGAGAGAGAAGAAGCAAAAGCAAAGAAAGAAAAUUCAACAGGCAACACCAACUUGUUAGAAAAGAUGGGAUCCGUGGAUUUCCAUAUGAAAGCUGUGCCAGGGACAGAAGUACCAGGGCACAAAAAUUGGGUUGUCAGUAAAUUUGGAAGAGUCUUACCUGUUCUUCACCUUAAGAAUCAACACAAACGUAAAAUAAUAAAAUAUGACCCAUCAAAGUACUGCCACAACUUAAAGAAGAUCGGAGAGGAUUCCACAGAUACCAUUCCCAUAUCAAGCCUCACUUGGGAAUUGGAAGGAGGAAAUGACCCUAUGAGUAAGAAACGGCGAGGCGAAUUCUCUGACUUCUCUGGCCCUCCCAAGAAGAUAAUAAAAGUGCGGAAGGAUAAGGGUUCCACUGGAUCUGUGUCUGUGAAUCCACGGACCAAUAGAGUAGCGGAGAGUAACACAUCUCAAAAGACUUCUGGCUUAGAAACCUGCUGGAAAAGAAACAGCAUGUCUGAUGAUGAUAUUGAUUCUGAAGAUGAAUUAAGAGCAAUGAUUGCAGAAGAGGAGAAGUUACAGAGAACUCUGUGUUCCUCAAUAAAUGAAUCUGAAAAUGAUCCUUUUGAAGUUGUAAAGGAGGAUUUCAAAUCAGAUGUUCACAAACUUCAUUCUUUAACAGGCUUAGGUGUAAAAAAUACUACUUCUGGGCAUCUUAGUAAUGUGGAAAGUGACUGUGAGUAUGAUUCAGGAGAUACAGAUGAAAUCUUUGCAAUGAAAAAAACAGCCAGUAAGAUGAAAAAUAGUGCAGAAUUCUCACAAAAGGAAAAAUCUACACGCAGAAAAACUUUGAAAAAUAGAGAGAAUGGCAAGCUUUCUGAACAGUGUGUUAAAGUACAAAAAAGGAAAAGCAAUGUAGAGUCAGCCCUCAGUAAUGGACCAAAGCAUCGUAAUCCUACACCUCUAUCUGAGCCCAGCAGCAGCGAAGAUGCUGAUUCUGCCUCUGAGUCAGAAGGUGAUGAGGAGUAUAACACCAUGAUGAAAAACUGUCCCCGUUUGAGCCUCACGUUGGCUGAUCUGGAACAGAUGGCUGCCUGUGAUCUUGAAGUUACAAAAGAAGAUACUGAGAGUGAUAACCCAGAAUCCACCACCUGCAACAAGUUUGACAAAGCCUCCAAGAGCCCCAAAACCGUCCCUGGCCUCCGCAGAGGCAGGCAGUGCAUUAAUCCUGAGGAAAUUGUGGCUUCCCUUUUGGAAGAAGAGAGUGCCUAUGAUAAACGGACGCCAAAGGGAAACUUAAAGCCAAAAUUCCAGGCUUUUAAAGGAGUAGGCAGUCUCUAUGGAGAGGAAUCAGUGCAAAAGCUCUUGAAAGAAAGUCCUGCUGCUAACAAUAAAGAUCAGAAUUCCUUGAAACAAGAUUCCAAUAGCAUUUCCACAGAAAAUGGGUCCCCAUUUGCCAAUGGCUCCUCAAGCAAACACAUUCGAUCUCAAAAACAGCAACCUACUUUUGACAGUCAGAGUCUCAAGGUAGCAUCCCCUAGCAGUUCAGAAAAAGGAAGUAGAAACCCCAUUUCGGGUCUGUUGCCAUUAAAAGGUAAGACUUCUUUAAACCUUAAUGCAAAGACUCACAAGACAGACCAUGACAAAGACGGUUGCCAUAGUACCACAGAAGCAGAGGGAACAAGGUCUGAUCCAGGCACUUCUCUUGAGAAAUCAUCAAAACUGUCUUUGAGGAAACACAUUCAGGAAAGCAAAACUGAUUUUUCACAUUCUGUUAGUAAUUCGUCAGAUGCAGAUGCUAAGGACAAACAUGCUGAGGACAAUCAAAAGCGUUUGGCAGCAUUGGAGGCAAGGCAGAGAGCCAAAGAAAUGCAGAAGAAACUGGUGCACAAUGCACUGGCGAAUGUGGAUGGUCAUCCUGAGAACAAAUCAACACACAUCAUCUUUGGCUCUGACAGUGAAAGUGAAAAGGAAGAGACAUCUAGUCAGGCACAGAGCUGUCCAGAAGAGGAAGUGACAGAGCCCACGGGUAAAGCAUCUGGGAAGCUGUUUGACAGCAGUGACGACGAGGAAUCGGAUGCUGAAGAUGACAGUAACAGGUUCAAAAUUAAACCUCAGUUUGAGGGCAGAGCUGGACAGAAGCUCAUGGAUUUACAGUCUCAUUUUGGCACUGAUGACAGAUUCCGCAUGGACUCUCGGUUUCUAGAGAGUGACAGUGAAGAGGAACAGGAAGAGAUAAAUGAAGAAAAAACUGCUGAGGAAGAAGAAUUUGCUGCAGAAAAAAAGAAAGCCCUGAAUGUUGUACAAAGUGUUUUGCAAAUGAACUUAAGCGGUUCUUCAAGCAAGGGAACAGUAGCUGCUAAGAAAUUUAAGGACAUCAUACGUUAUGAUCCAACGAGACAUGACCAUGCGACUUAUGAAAGAAAAAAAGAUGAAAAACCAAAAGAAAGUAAAGCUAAAAGAAAGAAGAAAAGGGAAGAAGCUGAAAAGCUACCUGAAGUAUCUAAAGAAAUGUAUUAUAACAUUGCAAUGGAUUUGAAAGAAAUAUUCCAAACUACAAAAGGCACCAGUGAAAAGGAAGAAGACACACCCAGGAAUGAGGACUGUGGUGGAGAGAAAGCUCAGGAGAUCCACGACCCUGCAGCUCUCACUGAUGGGGCCAAGCAGCCUGCAGGGUUCACAUUCUCCUUUUUUGAUAUAGACACCACAGAUGUAAAGGAAGAGACCUAUAGAGUUGAAACAGUGAAACCUGGAAAGAUUGUCGGCAAGGGAGACCCUCGUUUCCAAGACAGCAGUUCAGAAGAAGAAGAAGAAGAAGUUACAGAAGAAACAGAUCAUGGGAAGCCCAGCCCUGAAGAAGCAUCAUUACCUGAGAAACAAACCACUAGAUUUUUCUUUUUCUCCAAGCACGAUGAAAGACUUCAUGUAGGUUCUGACUUAUUCUGGAGAGGAGUGGGAAGUAAUAUUAGCAGGAAUUCUUGGGAGGCCAGAACAAACCAUCUGCUUAUGGAUUGUCGGAAGAAACAUAAAGAAGCAAAAAGGAGAGUUAAACAAAAAUAAUGUCAGCAUUGCUUUUGAUACUGAAUGUAGACAAACUCACCUAAGGAAAUUGACCCAGAAAAUAAUUUUGGCUGACAGAGAAGAAAUUUAAGAGUGAAAAAAAUUCAGAACCUGGCUGGUAGAAUAUCAUUUGGAUUGCCAUCUUUUUCUAUGGAAUCCCUGUUUUUCUUCCUAAGUAAUUACUUCAAAAAAUUUAAUUUUGAAAAAAUGAAGUUCAAGAUAUAAGUCUUUAAAAAGUUUGUGGAAACUACAUGUUUGUAAUAAAACAUGGGUUUUAAAAUGUAUGUAGCAAAAUAAAUUUAUUUUUUAAUUUCAUUUUCCACAAACUUUUUGAAGUACCCACUUCCUUCUUGUAAAUAGCCUCUUGGCCCUCCAUCCUUGGUAACUAAUGGGCAUUUGAUACACCGUUUAUCUGAAGCUUUUAAAUAAAUGAGUCAAAGCA
Molecule: messenger RNA, 4066 nt
Organism: Lepus europaeus (European hare)
Lineage: Eukaryota; Metazoa; Chordata; Mammalia; Lagomorpha; Leporidae
Gene: NOL8
Product: nucleolar protein 8
Exons: 17
Coding region: 295-3624 (1109 amino acids)
Molecular function (GO): RNA binding
Source: RefSeq, a predicted model, not a curated record